Molecule: messenger RNA, 1902 nt
Organism: Orussus abietinus
Lineage: Eukaryota; Metazoa; Arthropoda; Insecta; Hymenoptera; Orussidae
Gene: ScsbetaG
Product: succinate--CoA ligase [GDP-forming] subunit beta, mitochondrial
Exons: 7
Coding region: 286-1560 (424 amino acids)
Biological process (GO): succinyl-CoA metabolic process; tricarboxylic acid cycle
Cellular component (GO): mitochondrion; succinate-CoA ligase complex
Molecular function (GO): succinate-CoA ligase (GDP-forming) activity; ATP binding
Source: RefSeq, a predicted model, not a curated record
UACUCGCAACGUCUUGACACGACACAGUAGAACUUCGGUCUUACUCCCUUGUUAUUCCAGUUCCCAUUUUUCUCAUAAGAUGUGCUGUUCACUACCCUCGUGCAUGCCAGUGAGCGUCACGAUUAUCAACAUCUGAGAUAAAGUUCCUUUAAAGGCCAUCGGUAGAUAAGUCCGUACAAGUCACAUAACCUAGUUACGUGAUAUCAGUGCGAGUAUAAAUGCAAAUUAUCCAGCUACUACGAAAAUAGUAACUGUUACUCCAAAACCAAGAAAAUAAGGUUAAAAAUGUCGAGGCUCUUCGGUCGUAAGAUCUUUGACACUUCGAAUGUUUUAAAGAAAAUUUCACAAACCAGUGUAACAUCGGUCAGAAAUUUGAAUCUUCUGGAAUAUCAGAGUAAAGUGUUACUGAAAGAUAGCGGAAUCUCCGUGCAAAACUUUUGUAUCAUUGAUGACCUGAACAAAGCAAAGUCAACUCUUGAGAACUUUCAUGCAGACGAAUAUGUCGUUAAGGCUCAAGUUUUGGCUGGUGGACGUGGGAAAGGUUGGUUCGACAAUGGAUUUAAAGGUGGUGUACAUCUUACCAAAGAUCCGAAUGCUGUGCUAGAUACCAUAAAGAAUAUGUUGGGCCAUAGGCUCGUAACUAAACAGACUUCAAAAGAUGGAAUACUCGUGCAUAAAGUUAUGGUUGCAGAGUCAGUGGACAUUGCACGUGAGACUUAUCUGUGCAUUUUAAUGGAUCGACAAUAUAAUGGACCAGUUUUAAUUGCUUCUCCAUCGGGGGGAGUUGAUAUUGAGUCUGUUGCUAAAAAGACUCCUGAACUUAUCAAAACUUUACCUCUGGAUAUUUAUUCUGGAAUUAGCGACGAUACCGCCAAAGAGAUCGUUAACUUCUUAGGUUUCAAUGAGAAAGAUCUUGAAGAAAAGGCAAUAAAAGAAUUAAAAAAUUUAUGGAAAUUGUUUGUAGACAUUGAUGCACUGCAAUUAGAAAUCAACCCCUUUGUAGAGACCAAGGACAAACAAGUAAUUGCUGUCGAUGCAAAGAUAUCUUUCGAUGAUAAUGCACAAUUUAGACAGCAAGAUAUUUUUUCUAUGGAAGACAAUAGUGAAAAAGAUCCACGAGAAGUGGAAGCGUCAAAAUACAAUUUAAACUAUAUUGGAAUGGAUGGAAAUAUAGGAUGCUUAGUAAAUGGAGCUGGUUUGGCAAUGGCUACAAUGGAUAUAAUCAAGUUGAAUGGAGGAACACCAGCUAACUUUUUAGAUGUAGGGGGUAGCGUGAAAGAGGAACAGGUUUAUCAAGCAUUUCGAAUACUUCUUGAAGAUUCUAAAGUCAAGGCAAUUCUUGUGAAUGUAUUUGGUGGUAUCGUUAAUUGUGCCACCGUUGCCAAAGGAAUUGUUGCUGCAGCUAAAAAAUUAGGAUUAAAAUUGCCAUUAAUUGUUAGAUUAGAAGGUACGAACGUGGCAGAGGCAAGAAAGAUUCUUGCCGAUUCUGGAUUACCUAUACUCACUGCUAACAAUUUAGACGAAGCAGCAAAGAAAGCCGUUGCAUCCAUAAAACCUUAAUUAUUUCAAAUAUAUUCUUAACACAUUGCACGUGUAACUUACACGAGUGAUAGGAUUGGUACAAAUGAGAAGAAAUAUUUUCAAACUAGAAAAGAGAAUGAACGAUAUUUUCAUAAAUCAAUUAUUUCUGUGGCUGCAAUCCAUACAAUUUGUAAGUAAAUUUCGUCAAUACCCAAAGCAGAAUAAUGACACUUUUUAGUUACAUCCUUAGUUGUACGUAAUGGGAAGUCUGUAUUUCCUGUAUGUUAUUUUAUUAUUUUCGUGUAUACUGUAAGCGUUAUAUCACUUGUUACAGCUUUUAUGGAAUACAUUUUUAUAAAGUUACGGUUACCAUUGAUCUCA